Molecule: messenger RNA, 882 nt
Organism: Onychomys torridus (southern grasshopper mouse)
Lineage: Eukaryota; Metazoa; Chordata; Mammalia; Rodentia; Cricetidae
Gene: Nkx2-6
Product: NK2 homeobox 6
Exons: 3
Coding region: 1-882 (293 amino acids)
Biological process (GO): regulation of transcription by RNA polymerase II; cell differentiation
Cellular component (GO): nucleus
Molecular function (GO): RNA polymerase II cis-regulatory region sequence-specific DNA binding; DNA-binding transcription factor activity, RNA polymerase II-specific
Source: RefSeq, a predicted model, not a curated record
AUGCUGCUGAGCCCGGUGACCUCCACUCCCUUCUCCGUAGAUGACAUCCUCAGGCUGGAGGGUGAGCAGAACCAGAACGAUGCCAAGACUCCGUCACAAUGGGAGUUGCAUAGGAACUCAGAAAAGCCUCAGUACCUAACAAUGGACCUGGAAUCCGGAGAGUCAGAGAGCGGCGACAGGGCACAAGCUGGAUCAGAUCGUCUGCAGUUCCCCUGGGAGGCAGUCGUGGAGAUGGAGCCAGAGAAAAUGGGAGAGGAGGAACAAACUCCUCGGCUCGCGACCUCCCCGCUUGGAGCUGGGAACCCAAGGAUGGAGCGCGGCGUGGGCCGCGGCGGCGACAGCGUACACCGAGGCGGCCCGGAGCCCGCCAGGCCGCGGCCGCGGCGGAAGCCCCGCGUGCUCUUCUCGCAGGCCCAGGUGCUGGCCCUGGAGCGCCGCUUCAAGCAGCAGCGGUACCUGUCUGCCCCUGAACGUGAGCACCUGGCCAGCGCGCUGCAGCUCACGUCCACGCAGGUCAAGAUCUGGUUCCAAAACCGGCGCUACAAGUGCAAGAGGCAACGCCAGGACCAGACCCUGGAACUGGCGGGCCACCCACUGACACCGCGCCGGGUGGCAAUCCCCGUGCUGGUGCUGGACGGCAAGCCCUGCCUGGGUCCCGACGUCCCCGUGUUCCCGGGUCCCUACGCAGCCACCGCGCCCCAUUCUUGCUUCGGCGGCUACUCGGGCACUUCCUAUAGUGCUAGCUACGCGGGCCGCUACACGGGCGCUGCUGGCUCCGGGCCACUCACACCACUGGCCAACUCUGGCUUCAGCCCAGGUAGCCCGAGUGUUGCCGCGCAGGGCCAUCUGCCCGCCACACUACAGGGAGUCACGGCCUGGUGA